AACCAGAAUGAUGAAGAACUGGGGUGUUAUUGGAGGAAUAGCUGCAGCCUUGGCAGCAAGUAUCUAUGUAUUGUGGGGACCAAUUACUGAGAGGAAGAAGCGCAGAAAAGGCUUAGUUCCAGGCCUCUUGAACCUGGGAAACACCUGCUUUAUGAACUCGCUGGUCCAGGGGCUGGCUGCUUGUCCAUCCUUCAUUCGCUGGCUUGAUGAUUUUACCAGGCAUUACAACCUGGACAGCCCCCAGGAGGAGCGGUGUCCAUAUCUGUCUGUCACACUUCUCCGAUUAUUGCGAGUGUUAUCCAAUGGGGAAGAGACCGCAGAAGAUGUGGUGGAUGCAGGAAGUCUCCUGGAAGUCUUGAGGAUGUACAAGUGGCAGAUGUCUUCAUUUGAAGAACAGGAUGCUCAUGAGUUGUUCCAUGUUCUCACCGCGGCUUUGGAAGACGAACGAGAUCACCAGCCUCGAGUUGCACAUUUAUUCGACGUUCAGUCUUUGGAGACUCCACCAGAAUCGGAGGAAAAACAGCUGAGCUGCAGGAGCCGAGGGCCUUUGCUGCCACCACCAAGUCCCUGGAGAUCUCAGCACCCUUUCCAUGGCCGACUGACCAGUAAUAUGGUGUGCAAACGGUGUGAGCAACAGAGUCCCGUGAGGUACGACACAUUUGACAGUCUCUCUCUCAGCAUUCCAACAGUCACAUGGGGCAGACCUGUUACCCUAGACCUCUGCUUGCAACACUUCAUUUCUUCAGAGUAUAUCAAAGAUGUGGUGUGUGAGAACUGUACCAAGGCAGGAGAAACACUGAAUGGGCAAACUGUAGAAAAUCAAAGGACAACGUUCAUCAAGCAGCUGAAAAUUGGAAAGCUCCCUCAGUGCCUGUGUAUCCAUCUGCAAAGGCUCUCGUGGUCCAACCAUGGGACACCUCUGAAACGCAAUGAGCACGUGCAGUUCAGUGAGCUCCUCUCACUCGAUACCUACAAGUACCGCAGCCCAUCUCAGAGGCUGGGCCAACGCAGAAUGAGCAGACCAGCCAGCACAGGGAGUUUACCACGCAUGCUAGAGGGCACCAAGCCAGGAUCCACACAGCCCAGCCUUAGUAAAAUGCAAGUUGCAAAUGGAGCAUGCUCAUCAUCUCUGCUGUCAACUUCCUUUGCAACCUCUCCGUCUCCUGUUACACAAAGUUACGCCUCAUCGAUGUAUUUGUUCCGACUGAUGUCUGUGGUUGUCCACCACGGCGAUAUCCACUCGGGCCACUUUGUCACCUACCGCCGCUCGCCAUCGGCAUCGAAGAACCCAGCGGCCGUCAGCAACCAUUGGCUGUGGAUAUCAGAUGACACGGUGCGCAGAGCCAGCCUGCAGGAAGUCCUUGCCUCCAAUGCCUACCUGCUCUUCUACGAGCGAGUUCGGCCGCUGGUGAGGCGAACGAGCCGUGAGCUCGGGCCAGAGGAGUGAGCUUGUAGACAGAGCCAGCCUUUUGGCUGCUGCUUUGAAAGGACAUGUAAUCUUCAUGGGUUCUUAGAGUAAACCAACUGCUGGAAGGAAAUGGAGCCCCAUUACUACCCACCCAGAGUCCCAAUAUUUGUGCAGUGAACCAAAAAGAUUGAGGUCUACCCAUAUUUAAAUAUUAAUUUUCCACCCAAUUCCAUCUAUAAAGAGAAUAAUAGUUAGAUACCUAUACCUGUGUGCUUGAAACAGUUGAGAAAUGUGUUUCUUCAUGUGUGUAGUGUUAUUGCAAAGAAAAGUCAGCGUCACUGAGCAGUGUCAUGUUGGAUUAAUGAGUUGAAAUCCUAAAGUGAGAAUCAAUUCAUCUACGUAUGUAUCCAAGUUGGAACCACUACCCCCUUGGGUGCUAGCUAUUUGAAUAUUUCUACAGUCAUGACCCCAGUUUCCAGGGAACCAUAGCAAUAGAGGCAUGGGUUUAGUGAAAAAGUUUUAAAGGAAGAUUGAAGAAGUUCCCUUUAAGACCUGUGGCUAUGUACACUGCAUGUAGCAUUUGUCCCAGGUACCCCCUUCAGUCUGUGCUCAUUCCAAAAUGUGACAAUAGUUGGGGUUGCUACAAAUUACCCCUUCACAGGGAGAGCAAAAACGUGGGUUCCAAUUAACUGCCUGUAGAUUGAGAGUCUGUCAGGUGAGGGCGAGACAGUGGUGCCCCAGCUCUCUGAGAUUUGUGCACUAACAAUAAAGUCUUGGCUGAAUUAUUAUAGGCCCACCACAGCCUGUGGAAGAGUUGACAGCAUCAGAAGCGGAGGGAUUAGACGAUAGAGCUUCAAGAUCAUACAGAUUAGUCUGGUUAUAAAUUGCCCAUGUGUUAUGCUCACUGCCUUGAAAUGUGAUGGGAGGAAGUGCUGAUAUAAUCCCUGAAUGUAACAGGCAAGGUGAUUUUCACCAGUUUUCAGAAAAUGCAUAUCUCUAUGCAAUCAUGCUGGCAAUUGUGAGUCCUCAUUCAUAGGGACAAGUCUAACUGGCAUGGCAUGCCCGUACAAAAUAGCACAAAGUGAGUCAUUUUAUGAUCAGAGGUAAAAGUUGUGAUCUGCCAAACAGAAACAGACACAUGUAGCAAACAAAAUACCUCAGACAGGGCAAAGCUACAGAUGACCUGAUCUCUCAUUGAAAUGGGAAGAAAUGAUCCGGAGUUCCUGCUCACUUGUAUAACUGUAUAUAUGUGUUUACCAUAGGGUGUGUGAGUAAGAUCCAUAGUAUGACUAUUCUGCUGUUUCUGGUUGAAUGGCUGCCCAGUGUCUGAGGCACUGAAGCUGUACGUGAGCUCGUGUCAGGGAAAUCGGGAGGGCAUUAAAAUAGCAUUGUCAUUACCAUUCAGGGAAAAAGCGGGUAGGGUGUCUGUGUAGUGUGUUACAUAAACAACUCCAGUCCACGAUGUGAAUAUCGAUGGCUCAAUCAGUCUGGGUCAUGUAUGGUAGCUUUAGAGGACACUGCAACACAGUGGCACAGACAGCAAAGGUGGAAAGACUUAGGUUGAAUUGGUCAGCUUUUGUCCAUUUUGCCACAUACAGUAUUUAUACGCCCUUCAGUUUUACUUACUAUCUACUUUAAAUUGAAAGUAUAAGUUCAAUAUUAGCUAGACGUCGUUCCAUUUCAGUAUUAGUAAUGUUGUGUGAUGUUCAGUUGGAUAAAGCAGUGGACGAUAAUAAUCUGUUGUAUAAAGAAGAUUGGAGUGCAUUGAAUGGCACCCUCUCGCUGGCUGUUGGCAAAUGCAGUAUGGGACCAAAUCAUAAUUAUCAGGAACACCUCAGGUAAAGUGGACCAGGGGGUUGACAUUGGCUGGGGUGACAGAGACCUCCUUUGCACCAAAGGCCCCCCCGCCACCACCACCACCACUUUGCAAGUCUUUCUGUGUGGACAUUAGAUGGUGAUUUGGCAGGCUUUGUCAGCGAAACUCAAUGUGAUCACAUGACCUACGGACACAUGUUUUUGCAAAAGCUGUGCUCAGCUCAGACAAAAUCCCAGAAAUGUCACUGAUUUUGCCUUACAAAACCUUAUUAGUGGUCACAUCUCUGGUGAAAGCUUACCUUAACAUUGGAAACUUUGGAAAGAGGGCAAGAAAUUUUGGGAUAGUUGAUUGGGAGGAAGGGGGUUGUUCAGUAAAAUGAUCUUUGUCUAGUGGAAUGGCAAUAAUAUGCUAUGUGCCGUUCAUGUCAAGUCCAAGGUUGGUGUGGCAGUGGACUCAACCACCAGUUCUGGUGGCCUGAUGUGAGCCAAAUCUCAUUGGUUUUGACAGAAUGACCACUUUCCCUUCCAUCUCCACACUUUACAUUAUUGUGACGAUUCCCCAGUUCUCAGUCAUACUCCUCUGAUGAUUGUUGGGUAUAGGUAGUUACAUAAAUGCUGAUCACCUUCCAGUAUCUUACCUAGUCUUUGCCCAACCCUAGGCCUGGUGCAUUUUUGACCUGACUUCCUCCGAACAGUGAUCACUAGUUUGGGAAUAGUUGAUCCAGCCAUAAUCAGGAAGUUUUACAGGGAAUUUUAACAAGUUCUGGAUCUGGAAUUGUCCAUUGAGUGAUGUAUUUACCCCUGGCUCAAAGGUCUCUGAGAGCAGGCCAGUGCAUGUUGGAUGGGGUAGGUAUAGUAUGACCACUAAAACAAUUUUACCAGGAGCAAUCUGCCAGAACAUUUUCUGAUCCCAACACUCUCAGUAAUGGAAUUCGAAUUCUCAAAGUCCUCCCUAAUAUGGACAGACAGAAUGUGGGGUGCAGUCCUGCUCACCUGGAGCUGGACUUUUUAGGUGGUUUGUAUAAUAUGUCAAUGGAUAGACAGCACCUAACCCACAUUACUAGUUCAAAUUAAACAUUUGAUAUAUAAAUGUUGCUAUAACCAUUUAUUUAAACUUACAAUGCAAGAGAUGAACAUGUUCAGGUGCCUGUUGGUUGAAUUCAGUACAAUGUCUUAUACUGCCAUGGAGUUGCAGUGGUUUGAAGCUGAUGGGUUUAUCGGAGACCUAUGAAUGUGAUGGCUGCAAAAGACUACAAACUCCAACUGCUGGUUCUCAUCAUUUUGUAUUUCAAUUGUUUCAUAAGAACAUCAGCAGGCCAUUCAGUUAGGUCUUGGCUGAUCUAUUCCUGCAUUGUACCAUCUCCUUUGACAGCCUUAACCAGCGCACUCAGCCUUCAAAGUUACAAUUAUCCCAUCAGCCUUUUGGGAGCAGAUUUCCACCAUUCUAAGUAUGAAAAAAUGCUUCCUGAUAUCAUUCCUAAAUGCUUGGAUGUAACGGUAAUUUAAGAUUGUCUUGGUAGUGUUGUUAAAUAUGUAACUAUUCAGAAAUCCCAGUACUAUUCUGUUCAUUUAAGCAGUUUAUCCCAAAGACUUAGGCUGUGAAUCAUGUGCUAUAGACGAGUCAAGGAUAGGGAUCCCUCAAAGUGCCCUUAGUUUUGUAUGUUCACAAAAAGUCUACUUUAUCUUAUACUUACUACAUGUCAAUAGGUUGGGAGAAGAUGACCUUCCAAUGCCACCAGAAUUUUUUUUCAUGACUGUUAACUUGAGUCCAUGCACUUCAUUGUACGCGUCAGACCGGUUUCUGAAAAACUUAUUGCAAAAUCAGUGCUUUCCUACCGAGAGGCAUUGAAGGGCAGUGCCAAGGGAGUCUGAUGUGCAGCAGGAUUGUGUGAAAAAGUCAAACUUUACAGUAAAUAUCUUGAUAUUUUACGUGUCCAGUCACAUGCCUCUGGUCUAGCCCAAAACAAACGCCCUUCACUGUCAAGCCCUGACUUAGUUGUUGGUGUGCCAGUUCAUCGCCCUGAAUUUAUAAAAAGCUGUGUAUUUGUUGUGCCAAUGUGCAAGCUGGAGAGAGUGGGAAAUGUUAAAUGUUGGAUUUUUAAUAUUUUUGUGAGAAAAGUAAUGAAGUUCUGAUUGUAUAAACAAGAAACUGCAAAACGAAAGCAAUUUUUGCACUAACAUUAAUUGUACAUCUGUGUAUAUGUAUAUAUGAAUGAAAUUAUCGCAGGAAAGGUCAGUUUUAAUUUGUCAGACAGAAAACUAAUAAAGUUUACUUCUGGGCUAACAGAA
Molecule: messenger RNA, 5512 nt
Organism: Chiloscyllium plagiosum (whitespotted bambooshark)
Lineage: Eukaryota; Metazoa; Chordata; Chondrichthyes; Orectolobiformes; Hemiscylliidae
Source: RefSeq, a predicted model, not a curated record